Molecule: messenger RNA, 3232 nt
Organism: Cloeon dipterum
Lineage: Eukaryota; Metazoa; Arthropoda; Insecta; Ephemeroptera; Baetidae
Exons: 27
Coding region: 440-3028 (862 amino acids)
Molecular function (GO): odorant binding
Source: RefSeq, a predicted model, not a curated record
AAAACAUAACUCAAGACGUGUUAAAGAAAUUUCUGCUGUUCAUUAUCCGAAAUCAUCGCGGAGGAUCGCAAUUAUCAAGUGCUGCGGUUUCAAAAGAUGUCUGCCGAAGUCCAAGAGGGCCCGAACGACAUCGAGCAAACUUGCCAGCCUGCCAGCAUCGGUGAACAAAACAUUCGUUUCGACAGGAAGUUCUGAUGACGUCAAUAGUGUUGCGCCAACAUUCACGGACCCACACGUGCACACGACGGAGCAGGAUCAAGAGUUGGACAGCUCGAGCAAAGGCUCAAACACAUCUGAACGGACUGAGUCGAGUGAUAUCAUAGAAAUCGUUACCACCGAGAGAAUUAUCGUCUCGUCAAUCACAAACUCGCCAACUUUUCAACCCGUUUUAAAAAAUUCUUUGGGCAAAUCAGCAUCUUCAUCUGAAUCAACUUCGAAAAUGACGACAACUACAAAAUCUCCAACGGCAAAUGGUUCAGCCAAAGCCGAGGAGCCAACAACCACUUCGACCAUCAAUAGUGUAUCAACAACUACGAGCACAACAACAACAACAACAACAACAACAACAACCAUUACGACACAUAAAUCCUGUUCAAUGAUGUGCUCAGACUAUGACAAAAAACUUUUGGGAAAACCAACAUCUAAGCCUUCAUCAGCGGAGGGCUCAGUGCUAACCGCGACCUUGUGCAACAAGAAAUAUUUCGUCUCUAGUGUUAAUGUGGCGAGAAACGAAGCCGGAUUGCGUUGCAAGGCGAUGGACAUGUCGCUCUUGGCUGUCACUUCCCUCGAGGAACUGAGCUGUCUUGCCAGUUUGAAAACAGUUGUUGGUUCGUUCUGGACGAGUGGCUCGAAUGUUGACGAAAAAUGCGAAUCCGGAAAAAAGUAUAAGUGGUGUUCGACUGGCCACAUCAUGUCCUCGGCGCUGGUCUCUUUGUCCAACUUCUGGAUGCCAUCGGACGUCCCUCCUUCCAGUCUAGAAAGCUGUCUGGCUGUUUUGAUUUCAUCCCCUGAUAAGAAGGGGAUGGUGCAUAGGAAUUGCGACGAUCUUCUGCCCUACAUCUGCCAGUUCGCAGUAGACUGUCCUAAGACGUGCACCAAAAACACGUCCUUAUUUGACACGGCUGGCAACUUGCUGAAAAAAACAUCCUACGGAAUUUGGAUUGAUGUAGGCAAAUACACGUAUCUCUUGGGAAACAAACCAAUGAGUUGGGAGGCGAGCUGGCGUCAGUGUUGUGCUUUGGGAAUGCAGACUCUCAAAAUCGACGAUGUUGAGGAGCAAGCGGGCCUCACAAACAUGACAGUCGUUUUUAAAGACGACUGGAAAGCGAAUUUCAACUACUGGACCAGCGGUACGUGGAAAGGGGCUCCGGUGGGCGAGUGGUCGUGGUGCGAGCCCCACGGGCCCACCAUCCUCGACCAGGGUCUAACGUGGGAAAGCGGCCAACCAGACAACAAGAACGGAACCGAAAGCUGCAUCCACUUCCGCUUUGUUUUGAACUCGACUGUUACUAUACUGACGGACCGAAAUUGUGCCAGCAAAUACAUCUACGCCUGCAAGAUGCCCAUUUUGAUUACUCCAAAACCAUGCGUAGCUUCGUGUCCAAAAAAGCCCUGUCAGCGAAACCUCACCCUGUUUGGCCCUGAAAAUCAACUGCUCAAUUAUCCCUAUUACGGUGAUUGGUUUAACGGAUGCGGACGCCAUUUCUUGUUCUACGAUAUGACUAGAUUGGAUUGGGGCAGUGCAUCGGACCUUUGCUGCAGUUUGGGUUUGACCCUGACCUCCUUGGAGUCCAAAGAUAAAACAAAAUGCUUUUCUAAACUUGUCACAAGAUAUGCCCGCUUUACUGUUGGCGACUACUGGCUUUCUGGAACCGACCUAGGUUGCGAUUCGAACUUUCGUUGGUGCUCUCUGGGCCGUGAUUUCGUUGACCCUGAGCUCAGGUGGAAGCAGGGACACCCGAAAGCAGGACUGGACUGCGUUUACGUCGAGGCAAGAAACGGAUCGGUGGUGUUGGCCACCGCGAAUUGCGAUGAACAGAAGCUGUUCGUUUGUGAAGUGCGCAAAACGGGCACCAGCCAGGUCGCUUUGCAGAACGAAUGCUUGGAAACCUGGCAAAUCACUGAUGCCGAACUUUACUUGCUUACUAACGCCGCUGCAUUUCUGACUGCGAACAUCUCUUUCGAACUGAAGUGCUUUUUGAAAUGCAUUGGAGUCAACUUUGGAUUGUUUGGUGUCGGAGGAUUGAAUUUCAUCGCCAUGUUGCGACAAGUGGAACUCGCAUCCAUGGAGGAGCCUGAGAAAAUGGAGCGGGGAUUCGUUGCUUUCGACGAGUGCAGUGGAAAAAAUGCGGACGAUGAGUGCGUGACUGCUUACGAAACUUACAAAUGCGGCUUGGAGAAGACUCCAGACUUAGUUUUGAAUAUGGUUUCGAAAAACCUAGGCAGCGAUCCUGUGAUCGAACCACCUUCUCCGUGCAUUCCGAUACGCAGGACUUGUUGGCUUUCGAAUAAUUUUCCUUGCGUUAGAAAACAAUCAGCUAUCGAUUUACUGAACAGCCAGGGCAAAGAUGAUAUGGGGAUCAAGACAAGUUAUGCUGGCAAGGAUUAUUACGUUGGAAAUUUUGAUACUGUGAAAGGAAACACCAAUCCUGUGACGGCAUUCCAGCGUUGCUGUGAACUCGGCAUGAGGCUUUUCGAGCCUCAGACUCUUGCAGAUAUUAGUAACGCAAGGACAAAUAUUGUUGGGCGUUAUUUCAACAUGAUGUUAAUUGGAGAGACGGAGUUCAUCAACAGGACGCACGAGGUGUGGUGUCGCAGCCGCACCCUGCUCACCGACGACAUGCUCAGCCCUGAUCCAUCCGCUAGGUAUCCCUGCGCCGAGUCGAUCGCCUCCACGUUCGGCUUUACAGUACCAAUAAUCGACAUGAUUUCUAAAUUUGACCUGGACAUUCACGACUACUACAUUAAUCCGCAAAAGUAUCCGAAUAGGGACCAAAAUUAUGAGACCUUUUUGUGUGAACCAAUGUAAAAUGUAAAUUUUUCUGGAUAAAAUUGGCAUGAGUGAUUAGACCAAUUCACGUCAUUUUGGGAAAGAAUUUGUGCUCUUUAAAAUGUGUUAAAUUUGAUUUUUGAAACAAGAAUAACAAGAUCAGAGAAUAAUUCUAGAAAAUUUCAAUUAAAAACUAUGUGAUCAACUAUGUUGAAAUUAUUUUAAUAAAAAGAAUUAAAUUGG